GAGAAGUCAUUGGCUGCCGAAGGGGCGGCUGGGCUGGUGCGCCACCGGAGCAGGGCUUGUGCGUCCGGGGCGCCUAGUCUGCCUCUGGAUCAUGGGCUGGGCAGAGAAGGGGAGGCUCGCUGCAGCUUGGCUCUCCUUGGCCCUGAGACCUGUUGCUGCCGCCUGUCUCCUGGGUCGGUCUACACCUGCUCUGUAGAGGCGUAACUGCCACACAGGUGUGCUCCAUUUCCGGGCCAACUUCCUCCAUACGGAGUUUGAGAGAAGACCCUCCAAGGUAGUCGCGCAGGACAACAUGAAGGUGGAGCUCCUUCCUGCCCUCACCGACAACUACAUGUACCUCCUCAUAGACGAGGAGACCAAAGAGGCUGCCAUAGUUGACCCAGUGCAGCCCCAGAAGGUUCUGGAUGCAGUCCGAAAGCAUGGGGUGAAACUGACCACUGUUCUUACUACACACCACCACUGGGACCAUGCUGGUGGCAAUGAGAAACUUGUAAAGAUGGAGCCAGGGUUGCAAGUGUACGGGGGAGAUAGCAGGGUUGGAGCCCUCACCCAGAAAGUCUCUCAUCUUAUGUCAUUUCAGGUGGGCUCCUUAAACGUGAAAUGCCUCUCAACGCCCUGCCACACCUCUGGACAUAUCUGCUAUUUUGUGACGAAGCCAAAUAGCUCCGAGCCCCCUGCCGUCUUCACAGGAGACACGCUUUUUGUGGCUGGUUGCGGGAAGUUCUUUGAAGGAACCCCAGAUGAAAUGUACAAAGCUCUGAUUGAGAUCUUGGGACGCCUUCCUCCCGAAACGAAAGUCUACUGCGGCCACGAAUACACCAUCAACAACUUAAAGUUUGCGCGACACGUGGAGCCCAACAACAACGCAAUCCAGCACAAACUCUCAUGGGCAAAGGCGAAAUACGACAGCGGCGAACCGACCAUCCCUUCAACCAUCAGCGAAGAGUUCACAUUCAACCCCUUCAUGAGAGUGAGGGAGGCCACCGUCCAGCAACACGCCCGGGAAACGGAUCCCAUCCGGACGAUGGGCGCCAUCCGGAAAGAGAAAGACAACUUCAAAGUCCCAAAAGAUUGAAGUUGGCCGCUUUGCAAAUGCUCUGCUGCUUGCCCUCCUCUUCAUUAAUAUUCUUAUAAUUGUUUUCUCAGCAGUCGAUUCACUUCGAUUCCCAUCGCUCUGUUUCGUUAAAUUUGUUUGGGUUAAGGAAGUUUUUAUGACGACGGUUAUUGUUUUUGUCUUCAUAGGAAAAAUCCAGCCAGCCACGCACUUUGUUCAUAGCUGUUGGAAAGAUGUUAAAGUUUUAAUUAUUCUUGUUGCCCCAAAAUUCGGCCGGGGUGUCGUUGUUGUCGUUCUCUUUCGAUGUGGCUGCAGGGAGGGUAGAGUUGGCACAGGUUUUGUACAUAUAUUUGGAGAUAAUACUUUUGGCUUUGCCAUCCUACAUCAUCUAAGUACCCCUCCCUACACUGCCAGUCUCAGGAUGCCAGGAACUAUGGUAGUUAAAGUGGAACCAUAGCACUAUAACUGUGUUAUAGUGUGGAAGGACCCUAAAAUACUUUGCAAUCCAGCUGGUUUACUUUUCCCAUCCAGAGCUAAUAUCUGGUGCUUCUCCCAUUCCUGUGAUAACACAUACAUACCCUAAAAACCUGCUUUGGAGGACUAAGAAAUAUUCCAAAGCAGGUUUCAUAAACCAUGGAAUUAGGGGAGAAAACCCCAGUUCCACUCCCAUUGGAAAUCAAAGUAUUGAAUCUCGGCCAUUGAAUAGUCAAUGUUCAGAAAUGCUGAACCUUGCCUAUUGGAAGUGAUGCCCAACUCCUUUCCUCCUUUCCUUACAUCUUUGCAUAGAGGAAAAAGGUGCUUGUUGGCAGUAGUAUAGUUUAUUUGGUGUAUAUACAUUGCACUUUUUAAUUUAAGAAAUGAACUCCAAAUUUUUCCAACUCUCAGCCCCAAAGGGAAACCCUGGGAAAUAUAGUUUUCAGAACAGACUUUCCAACGAAGUAUUUUCUCCCGCCUAGAAAUACUAUAAUUCUAGAGUAGUGGAGCAGGGAUGGUUAAAGUACGUUUGAGAUUAUUUAAACUGAGAUGUGCGACUCUUGCCCUCCUCCUCCCAAGAAUGGAGAAGUUACUUUCUUUGGAGCAUAGCUCCCAGAAUGCUUCCACAUUUUAGCCAUACAGAAAUGUUGUAAACCUCAACAAAAGUAACUUCUCCAAGCUAAGCGGACAGACCAUGCUACUGCUUAGACAUCCUUCCAGUAUGGAAAAGCCACUUAAUUCAGCUUGUGUGAAUUAUCUUGUUGAUUUCUGCUAGCGUGCGUUUGUACAUAUAAAUAUAGAUAAUAUAUAUUGCUAUAAAAGAAGUGAACAAACAGGAGCGGACGGAGGAAGGCAGUGGUAACUGGGACGGGCUUUGGCUGGUUUUAAAAUGCACCGCGGCUUCUUUUCCAAAGUGGGAAUGCUAAAAAUUGGAAGUCUUGAGAAGCAAGAUGAUAAAAUACCCAUCAAGCAGAGAUAGCACCCAUGUUGCUUUCCGCUUGGAUUUGCUGACCGAAUGAUGAUAGGCUUGCUAGGAGAAACAUCUCAGUCCAUCUCAUCUAUAGUUGCAGUUGGUUCCUUUUGUGCAAUAGGUAAAAAAUUAGGUUUUUUUACCUUCUCAGAAAGCGAUUCUUGUUCUUGGUUGUGCUUCCAGCCCCAGGCCUUAGUAUUGAAGCCUGUCGUUCAAAUCGGUGCCGGUGUCCUGUGUGGUUAUCAAUAAAGAUCUAUUGCACUAUUCGA
This is a messenger RNA of Sceloporus undulatus (fence lizard), 2767 nucleotides long. Its product is annotated as hydroxyacylglutathione hydrolase, mitochondrial. NCBI's taxonomy places the organism in Eukaryota, Metazoa, Chordata, Lepidosauria, Squamata, Phrynosomatidae. Gene Ontology annotation, cellular component: mitochondrion. Gene Ontology annotation, molecular function: hydroxyacylglutathione hydrolase activity. The record is from RefSeq and is a predicted model, not a curated record. Gene Ontology annotation, biological process: glutathione metabolic process. Bases 293 to 1075 code for a protein of 260 amino acids. The transcript is spliced from 10 exons.